Paramecium sonneborni is the source of this 961-nucleotide messenger RNA. NCBI's taxonomy places the organism in Eukaryota, Ciliophora, Oligohymenophorea, Peniculida, Parameciidae. The record is from the annotation of a GenBank genome assembly.
UAAAUGAUUAAUUCAUUGAUCACAACCUAAGCUUUUUAAAAAAUGCAAUAAGACUCCGUUUUGAAUAGAGAAUGCUUUGAAUGUGGUUCUCCUAAUCCUACUUGGGUUAGUUUACCAAACUCUGUAUUUCUUUGUUUACCUUGUUCUGGAAUACAUCGUAGUCUUGGUGUACAUGUGUCCUUUGUUAGAUCUACAAAUUUAGAUAGUUGGUCAGAUAAACAAUUAAAAAUGAUAAUGAUGGGUGGAAAUGAUAAACUAAAAGAAUACUUUACAUCUAUUGGUGUUUAUGCUGAUCCAUCUAAACAACAUGACAUUUCAUGGAAAUAUAGAACUAAAGGAGCAUCCUAUUAUAGAGAAUGUGUAAUUCUGAUAUUAUUUAACUUUUAGAUUAAAGCUAAGACUGAAGAAAGAGAGGCUCCAUAACCUAUUCCAAUAGAAGAAGCUUUAUAAGAGGAUCCUUAAUUAGCUAAAUCAAAUUCAAAUCCUCUACUUCAAAAAGGAGAAUAAUAAUAAUAAUAACAACAACAAUAACAAUAGUAUUAACCUAUGCAAAUGAAACCAGAAGAAGAUGAUCCUCUUGAUAAGAUGAAGUCUUUUUUUACUGUAGGAUUCUAGAAAACAACUGAAGCUGCUAAAGAAGCAAAGAAAAAAAUAGAAGAUAAAUAUAAUGAUGAAGAAUUUUAAUAGAAAUUAACUCAAUUCAAAACUGAUUUCUCUUAAAAAACUAAUUAAAUAGCUGUAUACUUUCUAUCCUAUUCUAGGAAAAAACUAAAAUAGCUGCUGAAAAAGGAUAUGAAACUGUUAAAGAUGGAACACUUUCAGCUUGGAAAUUUUUAAAAGAUAAGUUUAAUGAUAUUCAAAAAAAGGAUCCAUAACCUGAAUAAUUCGAGAUUGUAGAACAACCCAAGAAUGAAUGAAAUUCAAUAAAUUUGUUUUAAAAAUAAUUAAUAAUAUAAUGGCA